This is a messenger RNA of Linum tenue, 2617 nucleotides long. NCBI's taxonomy places the organism in Eukaryota, Viridiplantae, Streptophyta, Magnoliopsida, Malpighiales, Linaceae. The record is from the annotation of a GenBank genome assembly.
AAAAUAAAAGAAUCUGAAAAAGGUUUGGGUUAAAAAUAGACAUGGCCCAAAAAUCAAGAACCAAACGACAGACAGAGUACAAGCAGAAGUAGGUUGUUCAGAAUAUGACGCAAAUUUGAACCAGGCCUGCUUUCUGAUCAAGAUUCAUCUUCCUCCCGUCGCUCUCUUCUUCGCGCCAUCCAUAGCUCGCUUCCCACCGGGCCGACCGUUCUUCGCUGCCGUUAAGCAAAUGGCUGCUGUGUCCGAUUAGCUUGAACCGGUUGCUCACCGCCUUCUGUUUCUCCCUCGCUCUCCACUGAUUUCUCAAUUCGUGGGUGGCGAGUGGGAUAAUGAGCCAUUGCCAAGCCAUUUUCCGGCAGAAGGGCCCUUUUUGUACCCCGACGAUUAUCACACCUCAAGUUGGUCUCUGCAGAAACAAUUAUUCACGGCUCUUAGUCAGAAAGGAGCAUAAUUUACAACUAAGGAGUUCUGAAUUAUCAGGAAGACUUCAGGUGCAUUGUGUGAUGGAGAAAGAAACUGAUCUGAGCAUUUCAACAUCGGUUGGCACAGCGACAGAAUCAUUGCAGGAAGCUGAUGUGAGGGAGCCCAGUGUAUCCACCAUCUUGAUGAACUUUGAGAACAAGUUUGAUCCUUAUGAUGCAAUGAGUGUGCCACUAUACCAGACUGCUACAUUUAAGCAGCCAUCAGCAACAGAAAAUGGCCCUUAUGACUACACUAGAAGCGGGAAUCCUACUCGGGAUGUUUUAGAAAGCUUGUUGGCAAAGCUAGAUAAAGGGGAUCGAGCACUUUGCUUUACAAGUGGAAUGGCUGCCUUAGCUGCUGUCAGUCAUCUUUUUGGAACUGGGGACGAAAUUGUUGCUGGAGAUGACAUUUAUGGUGGAUCUGAUCGAUUGUUGUCACAAGUGAUCCCAAGAAGUGGAAUUGUGGUGAAACGAGUGAAUACAAGUAGCCUGGAAGAGGUCGCCUCUGCAAUGGGGCCUCGGACAAAGCUUGUGUGGCUGGAAAGCCCAACAAAUCCACGUCAACAAAUUUCUGACAUCCGCAAAAUUGCAGUGAUAGCUCAUGCAAAUGGUGCUCUUCUUUUGGUGGAUAAUAGCAUUAUGUCUCCUGUUUUGUCACGACCAUUAGAGCUUGGGGCAGACAUUGUAAUGCACUCAGCAACUAAAUUCAUAGCUGGGCAUAGCGAUCUUAUGGCGGGGGUACUUGUUGUCAAAGGAGAAAGGUCAGACACUCAUAAUUCCUCGACUUUGUUAUCUGCCUGCACUUAGUUAAUUAUUCAUUCAAGUUAUAAGGAAACAUUUACCUGAAUGGAUCAAGUUUAAUGACUCCCUUGUAGGGCACCUUAGACUUAUUAAGUUAUUAUGUACAUUACUGAAGCACUUCAAGGGUUUGGGCUUGUCCCUUAGGCUGGAAUCAAAAUUAUUGCCCAAUAUUUUAAUGUUUAUGUGUAUAAUUAUAACUAUGGAAACAUCUGCUGUCUGUUAUUCUGCUAUAAAUUGAUUAGACUGAAAUUCUGCCCCAACACGAGAUCUUUUCCAGGGAGAUCGCUAACAUGCAUUAUACAUGCAGGCACAUUCGUGCUCUAUGUUGAUAUUAUCUUACUUAACAGUGCAAUACAUAAUAUAGUUUAGACAUUUUCUUCGUAUGAGUUUCUUUUGUGAGGUCCUUGGUUCAUCUAUCUUGCGGUUUCUCGUACUUUCAGCUUGGGGAGAAAUUUGUAUUUCUUGCAAAAUGCAGAGGGCUCAGGUCUUGCCCCGAAUGAUUGCUGGCUUUGUUUGCGAGGUAUUAAGACGAUGGUUUUGCGUGUUGAGAAACAACAGGAGAAUGCACAGAAGAUAGCUGAGUUUCUUGCUUCCCAUCCACGAGUUAAAAGAGUCAACUACGCCGGGCUUCCUGAUCAUCCUGGUCGCGAACUGCAUUACUCCCAGGCACAGGGAGCAGGAUCAGUGCUCAGUUUUCUGACAGGAUCUCUGGCUCUCUCAAAGCAUAUCGUGGAGACCACCAAGUAUUUCAGUGUGACAGUCAGUUUCGGGAGUGUGAAGUCGCUCAUAAGCAUGCCAUGCUUCAUGUCGCAUGCAAGCAUUCCUGCCGCAGUCAGAGAAGCCAGAGGCCUGACCGAGGAUCUUAUACGAAUCUCUGUUGGGAUCGAGGAUGUGGAUGAUCUAAUUGCUGAUUUGGACUUCGCCCUGAAAACUGGACCCGCAGCAUAGAGCUCCCCGAAGAAGUAACCAACGAGCUCUUCAUUGCCUGCCUCUAGUUUCCAGCAGUAUCAAGUUCGCCAACUGAGGUGAUAAAUUUUUGGUCAAAAGUGGAAUGUCUUCACAUAGUUGAAGCUGGUCUUUGUCUCUUCCAGUUUUGAUUACUGUGUGUGGCUGCAUGAGUGCAUGCUAACACAGCUCCGCCAGUGGUUGCUGACAUUAGAAUCGGAAAAGUUGAAACAAGAAGGUUGGCAUUUUAUUGUAGUUUGGGAUAGAAAAGUUUGUGGAUUUAUUUAGGGAUGGCAAAAUAGGUCAUCACCGUAAUAUGAAUAGAUUUUGUCGUGGAAAAUCCAAUCGAUAUUAUCUCUGGGUGAAUUUUCUCCGAAUUCGAUAAAAAGGAUAAUGAAUUUGGUACGGUU